GCUGCUGUUAAUGUAAAACCAGGAGUUCAUCUGUACGUUAGUCUCCCUCUAGUGAUAUUAGCGAGAACUGACAGACAUACAUUACCUGCAAGGAUUUUACCCCAACCUACAUGUUUCAGAAGUGCACAUACAUUUUGGAAGCAAGGUGCGGAAGGACUACCAAUUGUUAUAAUACAAUGAAUUCAUGGAUGUUGAGCGCAUUCAUUAUGUUUUUGUCAUUUACUUUUUUACUUGGGGCUGAGCAAAAGGAAGAAGACGUUCGUGCUGGUUGCAGGACGGCGGUGAAUGAUUUAGUCUAUAUCAUCGACGGGUCCUGGAGUGUUGGAUACUCAAACUUUGACACUGCCAAGAGCUGGCUCAUUAACAUAACAAACAGCUUUGAUGUAGGGCCCCAGUUCACACAGGUGGCUGUUGUACAGUACAGUGAUACUCCAAGACUGGAGAUCCCGCUGGGCAAGCACCACACAAGCAAAGAACUUGUUGAAGCCAUUGAAAAUAUUAAAUAUUUAGGAGGGAACACCCAAACUGGGAGAGCCAUCAAAUUUGCCACAAAUCAUGUAUUCCCGUCAUCCCAGAGGACUAAUACAGCAAAGAACCAGAUUGCCGUGGUUGUCACUGAUGGUAGAUCCCAGGAUGACGUUGUGGAUUCCUCCGUGGAAGCCAAGGCUCAGAACAUCAUAAUGUUUGCUGUGGGUGUCGGGUCUGAAAUUACAAACUCAGAGUUGGUAUCCAUUGCUAACAAGCCGUCUUCUACUUAUGUGUUGUACGCAGAAGACUACACUACCAUUGACAAGAUUAAAGAAGCAAUGCAGCAAAAGCUUUGUGAAGAGUCGGUGUGUCCUACAAGGAUACCUGUGGCGUCACGUGAUGAGAAGGGCUUUGAGUUGCUGUCAGGGUUUAAAAUCGACCAGAAAGUGCAGAAAGCACCAGGUUCUCUGGCAUCAGAGGUAGCAUUCCUCCUCACUUCUGAUGUGGACAUCACUGAGAAUACCAGAGACAUAUUUCCUGAGGGCCUGCCACCAUCAUACGUGUUUGUGGCCACUUUACGGCUAAAAUCACCCACCAAUAAAGAAAAGUUUGACUUGUGGAGAAUACUUUCUAAGGAUGGCAUUUUCCAGGCAGCCGUUACAAUCAAUGGUGGAGAAAAAUCGGUAGCCUUCACAACUACCAGUAUUAUCAAUGAGCUGCAGUCAGUUAUUUUUAAAGAUGGGCGAAUAAAGAAACUGUUUGAUGAAGACUGGCACCAGCUGAAGCUGCUUGUGAGGGAGCUGCACGUUACCUGCUACCUAGACGAUGUCCUCAUUCAGAAGAAACCUCUGGAACAAGUCAUUCCCAUCUUCAUCAACGGAAAGACACAGGUCGCCAAGCGAGUGAAGAAGGAGACAACAGUGUCUAUAGAGAUACAGAAACUGAGACUCUAUUGUGAUCCUCAACAAAGUGAAAGGGAGACAGCAUGUGAAAUCUACUCAGUGGGACACUGCUAA
Molecule: messenger RNA, 1484 nt
Organism: Acipenser ruthenus (sterlet)
Lineage: Eukaryota; Metazoa; Chordata; Actinopteri; Acipenseriformes; Acipenseridae
Product: collagen alpha-1(XXI) chain-like
Exons: 8
Coding region: 111-1484 (457 amino acids)
Source: RefSeq, a predicted model, not a curated record